CUACUACCUUCGUCCUCAUGGCAUUAGGUCUGUAUCGAUUGGUGCUGCCUAGACUGUGAUCUUUUGAUUAAUGUGCCUGCCUUUCCUCCUGUAAACACUGGUAACGGCGACGUUUCACCACGGAGGAGAUUCCAGCCAUGGAAAAGACAGCAUCAAAUACAGCUAAGAAAAGUUCUGACACUUUUCCCAUAGAGUGUCUGAAGCCAGACUUAAAUAAAGAUAAGGAUGACUUGGGUUUAGGUGUCCAUGUUUGUGAGGGGUGUGGGACCAACUUUGAGACAAGGCGAGGUCUCUCCAGUCAUGCCCGAUUUCAUCUCAGGCAGCUAGGCGUGGCUGUGUCCGACAGCUGUGGUGCACCAAUAGACCUCUUGUACCAGCUAAUCAAAGAAAGAGGUGGAACUCUACCUAAACUCAAAACUCUGCCCAGCCCUGUUAAAAAAUCCAAAGCUCAGUCACCCAUCAUCAAAAAGAAUGCUGGACCCAAACUAAAGAUUAAAAUAUCCAACCUUGUUAAGAAAAAAUAUGCCAUUUCCUCAUCGUCCUCAACUACUGUGAAAGGAUCCGUCAAUUCUGGUCCACGUUCUUCGCCUCUGACUGUAGCGAAACCUCGUAAAGUCUCUUCAAAGGGGACUGCAGUGUCCAUGCCAUGGUUAUCCUCGGCUCUCUUCAAGGCUGUUGAGUCCAGGCUCAGUGAUGCCAGUCCGUCUACCUCCUUCUCACUAUCCUCAGUCAAGCCACUCUGGGCCCCUCAGGAAACAGACGCUCCACUCAAUUUAACAACUAUGAAGAAUUCUGUAGUGAGGGAUGAUGUCCAUGUGUGUGAAUUGUGUGGAGCUUGGUACGAGAUGCGUAAAGGUCUCGCCAGUCAUGCCCGGGCCCACCUGCGCCAGUUUGGUGUGAACUUGGACUCUAAAGGUGCUCCCAUAGAUGUGCUCCAUAAAUUUAUUCAGAGUGAGGAUUUCCAGGAACAGGUCAGUGCUGGGCAGCAGGAGGGUUUUUCUGUCGUUGAAGAUUAUACUUCACCCUCCUCCAUUCCUUCUACCUCUUUACCCACCAGCAAACAUCCAUCUCUUUUCCCUGUCUCAUCUAAAGGACUGACUUCCAUGCAUCUAACACCACCCCCAAAGAAAAAGAAGAAAAUUUCCCUUGAUGUUUCAGGGAACUUGUCACUUGGCGGAAAAGCAGAACAGAAAUCGCCUACUCUAACCAAAAAGAAGAAAAGUUCACCAGAUGUUUCAGGCGGCAUAACCCUCAGUGGAAAAGCAGCAUUGAAAUUACCAUCUUUAACCAAAAAGAACAAAAUUACUCUGGAUGUUUCAGAGAGCAUAACCCUUGGUGGAAAAGGAGAACUGAAAUCCCCUACCCCAACCAAAAAACAGAAAAAAUCAUCAGAUGUGUCAUGGAGCAUGAUUCUUGGCGGAAAAGCAGAACUAAAAUCCCAUACCCCAACUAAAAAGCAGAAUAUUUCCCUUAAUGUUUCAGAGAGCAUGACCCUUUGUGGAAAAGCAGAACUGAAAUCCCCUACCCCAACCAAAAAGCAGAAAAAUUCACAAGGUGUUUCAGGGAGCUUGCCCCUCAGCGGAAAUAAAGAAAUUAAAUCACCCUCUCAAGGCAAAUCAUCAAAAAAUGUCAGAUGUCAGUUCUGUCACAAGAAGUUUAAGAAGAGACAGAGCUUGGCCAGCCACGCCCGCUACCACCUGCGACAACUAGGCAUCACCGAGUGGACUGUCCGUGGGUCUCCCAUGGCCACUCUGCAAGAGGUGAUGGCCCGCCGUGGUUCUUCUGCUGGUUCUCUCAAACCACUUGGCUCACCCUCGCUGCCCCCACUUGCAUCCCCUUCUGUGUCGGCUACUGCACCACCUCUGCCCUCAUCCCCUAAACACAUUACUCAGUCUUCCUCUCGUCCUCCUGUUCCUCACAAAGUCCCGAAGGCCAGGAAAGGCUCAAGGACUGUGGUCCCAACACCAACGGAUGAGCCUAUUGAGGUUGAUAUAUCUAUCUCAGAGUCUCCCAAGCCAAGAAGCACACUGACCAUGCCUUUACCAACAAAAACAUCUUCUAAUCCCACCACAGAUAAAACAACAGUGACAGGCAAAUCAUCAAAAAAUGUCAGAUGUCAGUUCUGUCACAAGAAGUUUAAGAGACAGAGCUUGGCCAGCCACGCCCGCUACCACCUGCGACAACUAGGCAUCACCGAGUGGACUGUGCGUGGGUCUCCCAUGGCCACUCUGCAAGAGGUGAUGGCCCGCCGUGGUUCUUCUGCUGGUUCUCUCAAACCCCUUGGGUCACCCUCGCUGCCCCCACUUGCAUCCCCUUCUGUGUCGCCUACUGCACCACCUCUGCCCUCAUCCCCUAAACACAUUACUCAGUCUUCCUCUCGUCCUCCUGUUCCUCACAAAGUCCCGAAGACCAGGAAAGGCUCAAGGACUGUGACCCCAACACCAACGGAUGAGCCUAUUGAGGUUGAUAUAUCUAUCUCAGAGUCUCCCAAGCCACGAAGCACACUGACCAUGCCUUUACCAACCAAAACAUCUUCUAAUCCCACCACAGAUAAAACAACAGUGACAGGCAAAUCAUCAAAAAAUGUCAGAUGUCAGUUCUGUCACAAGAAGUUUAAGAGACAGAGCUUGGCCAGCCACGCCCGCUACCACCUGCGACAACUAGGCAUCACCGAGUGGACUGUCCGUGGGUCUCCCAUGGCCACUCUGCAAGAGGUGAUGGCCCGCCGUGGUUCUUCUGCUGGUUCUCUCAAACCACUUGGCUCACCCUCACUGCCCCCAUUUGCAUCCCCUUCUGUGUCGCCUACUGCACCACCUCUGCCCUCAUCCCCUAAACACAUUACUCAGUCUUCCUCUCGUCCUCCUGUUCCUCACAAAGUCCCGAAGGCCAGGAAAGGCUCAAGGACUGUGACCCCAACACCAACGGAUGAGCCUAUUGAGGUUGAUAUAUCUAUCUCAGAGUCUCCCAAGCCACGAAGCACACUGACCAUGCCUUUACCAACCAAAACAUCUUCUAAUCCCACCACAGAUAAAACAACAGUGACAGCCCCCAAGCCUGAGGAGCAAGACCCCACUCAGUUUAUGUGCUGUGAAUACUGUGGCGAGAUGUUUGAUAGUCAUAAAUCCCUCUCCUGUCACGCACGCGGUCACUUACGACAGCUGGGUGCAAAGUGGUCCUUAAAGGUGCCGCCCAUAGAAGCCCUGUAUGUGCUUAUGCAGAGGGAGGGCACUAAAAGGGCAUCAGAGACCAAACCGGAACCUGCCGUAGGGGCGGCUGUACAGUGGAAAAAGCCAGCAUCCUCACUCCGCACAGUUACUCCAUCACCUGAGAAAACAGCCUCGGAGAACACGACUACAAGCUGUGAUGCCACCUGUGAACUCUGUGGUUUUGAUUUUGAAAAUCGAAAGGCACUGGCCAGCCAUGCAAGGGCCCAAUUGAGGCAGCAGGGAGUAGAUUGGAAAAUCAAUGGCUCUCCUAUUGAGACCCUGACUGCCUGGAUGCACAGUGAACCAGGGAAGGUAGCAGAGCUCCACAAACGCUACAUGCAGGGGCACAUACCUUUUGUGAAGAAGGGUUCCAAAAGAAGCUCCUCCUCUCCACACCCUUCCCCAGACUCGGAGUCAUUCCAUCUUGAUUCUCAGAAAGCUUCAUCAGCAGCUCGAGUUACUGCAGUUCAGCCCCAGGUAUCCCAGCUUUCCAAAGGACCUGUGGUACCGGUACCAGUUAGAGAGGGCCCCAAAGCAGGGAUAAGCCACUCUUCCUUAUCAGAACACAGGAAACGGCCCUCACAGGGUGAAGCAUCACUGUCCACAGACAGCAUGAUCCAGACCCCCGCGCCCCGCAGUGAAUUUGGCGUUUGCUCACCCAGAGGCUGUGAACAACAUUUAUCCCACCGUGAGAGCAUAUCAGGGGAGACAGAGACUGCAAAGCCCUCUCGGGCAGGAAACAUUCCGUCCUUGGUGCCUAGACCACCAGAGACCAGCCUGGUAAAGCUGGUAGGGAAGGUGUACUCUCUCAAGUGCAGGUUCUGUGAAGAGGUUUUUAAAGGGCCACACUCCAUACAGGAGGACUGGGUCAUGCACUUACAGCAACACAUAAUCAAGCUUAAAAACAGUUCUUCAUCAUCACCCAAGUCGAGUCAAAGCAGGGGCCCCGUUCAGUCUCCUCUCGCCCACACAGAAGUACCACUUCUUAUGGGCUCACAGGCUGUGUAGAUGCUCUCUCUGCUGUGGUCUUUCUUUUCAUACGUUUCAAAAUAUGCAGUUACACUACACUGAUUCUUUAUUGGGGUUUGUAAAACACUACUGAAAAGAUUAUGACCACAGCUUUUCUCAUCUCUCGAUUGUUUUCCAGAGAUUUAACUGAAUGUAUUUUACAGUUCAUAGUGUAUUUCACUGUUUUAUAAUGCUAUCACAUUUUCACACUUUCUUUGUAAACACGUAGUGUUAAGAAGUGCUUAUUAAGUUGAGUUUUAAAGAAGGUUUUUUUUUUUAUGAACAAACUGAAACAUGUUGACCAAGACUUGUGUGCUGAAAUAUAGUCAAUGUUUUUACAUUUUAAUAUAGGACUUAGAAUUUGGAAAAACAAUGCUCUUCACAUAAGAAAAAAAUUAUAUCUGAUUUUUUUAGUGCAGAAAAGUUGAUGUAAAUUGUUUCAGGAUUUUUACAAAUUAAGCCGUAUUUAAUAAGCCAGCACUACUCCUGUUAUGUGAUCUCAGCAUUAAAUCUCUCUCGUCUUAACGGAUACAUUUUUGGGGUGUUUUUACUAGUUUAAUUAUUAGUCAGCGGGCUACCUGUAUUGUUGAUAAAUGACAGACAGGGAGUGUUUGGGUAAUCUGUUUGAAAACCGUCACUGUUUCAAUUCCUUUUGGUGCCACUAGGUGCAGAAGUUACACACUUCACCUUCAACUAUUGACAUUUCAGAAUGUACAAAAUGUGGAAAUUGUAUAUUUAAGGCUUAUCAUUUAACCAUCUACUUUGUCUCAGGCUUUGCCAGGAUUUAAAAAAAAGGUUGACCGAUAAUAUCUAUGCUGAUAUUUAUCUUUUGGAACUAUUGUUAUCGGAAAAAAUGAUUGCCAAUAGUUACUGAGUUUUUAUUAUUAUUAUUAUUACUAUACCUGAAAUGUAUUAUUUCUUAGGGCUAAAACCCUUCAUUUGGUGAAUAGAUUUAGGCUAUAUAAAGCCUAAUUUGGUGAACAUUUACAAAUACACUGCAUGCCCAAUUAUUAGGCAAGUGAAUAUUCUGAUCUUAUCGUUAUUUCCAUGCAUAU
Messenger RNA from Xyrauchen texanus (razorback sucker), 5269 nucleotides. Its product is annotated as protein Wiz-like. Gene Ontology annotation, cellular component: nucleus. Lineage: Eukaryota; Metazoa; Chordata; Actinopteri; Cypriniformes; Catostomidae. Bases 138 to 4214 code for a protein of 1358 amino acids. The transcript is spliced from 12 exons. The record is from RefSeq and is a predicted model, not a curated record. Gene Ontology annotation, biological process: regulation of transcription by RNA polymerase II. Gene Ontology annotation, molecular function: RNA polymerase II cis-regulatory region sequence-specific DNA binding; DNA-binding transcription factor activity, RNA polymerase II-specific.